AUGGCGUCCCUCUCUUCUCUUGCAGCUCUCUCCCUCCUCUUCCUCUUCUGCACACCUGCUGUACGCUCCGCCACUACCACCUGCCCGCCUCAGAAAUUCAAGAACAACAAGAUCUUCGCCAACUGCACAUCCCUCCCGGCGCUGUCCGCGGCCCUGCACUACACAUUCAACGCCACCAAUUCCUCCCUCUCCGUCGCCUUCGUCGCCGCCGCUCCCGGCGGCGCAGACGGCGGCUGGGUCGGAUGGGGGAUCAACCCGAACGGCACCGGCAUGGCCGGCACCCAGGCUCUCAUUGCCCUGAAACCCUCUUCCGCCGCCGGCGGCCUCGUCGUCAAGACAUUCAAUCUCGUCUCGUACGGGAGCAUCAAGGAGGAGAAGCUGUCGUUCGACGUCUGGGACCUCGCCGCCGAGUCUCUCAGCGGUGGGGCCACCGCGAUUUUCGCCUCCGUGAAACUUCCGGCGGGCGCCGAUCGGGUCAACCACGUCUGGCAGGUCGGGGCGACGGUUACCAACGGGCUUCCCGGGAAGCACGAUUUUGGGCCCCCGAAUCUGGCUGCCAAGCAGACGCUGCAACUGACCGGUGGCGCGGCUCCGGCUCCGGCUUCUUCCCCUGCUCUUGGCUCCACUCCCGGCGGCUCACCCCCUGCUUCGGCUCCGGGAAAUGGCACUAGUGGUGGGUACAGGAUGAGGGAGCUUAAGUUGGGUUCUUAUGUGGGGGUGUUUGUUCUUCUGGCUGGAUUGAUUGGUUUCUAG
Messenger RNA from Linum tenue, 753 nucleotides. Lineage: Eukaryota; Viridiplantae; Streptophyta; Magnoliopsida; Malpighiales; Linaceae. The record is from the annotation of a GenBank genome assembly.